Messenger RNA from Zootermopsis nevadensis, 2236 nucleotides. It is a transcript of the gene Sld5, whose product is annotated as DNA replication complex GINS protein Sld5. The record is from RefSeq and is a predicted model, not a curated record. NCBI's taxonomy places the organism in Eukaryota, Metazoa, Arthropoda, Insecta, Blattodea, Termopsidae. Gene Ontology annotation, cellular component: GINS complex. Gene Ontology annotation, biological process: DNA-templated DNA replication; double-strand break repair via break-induced replication.
UGUUCCAUGAUGGCGGCUCGAAUAAAUGCGGGACAGUGCUUGACUUGCGAUGUAGGUCUCUCGGUUCUAUAGAGGACAUGUUUGUUUUGAACUUUGUGAAGCAUAAUUGUGUAAUUCUGCAUAGAGUUGAAUGUACAACUGAGUGAUAAAUUAAACGUUGAAAUAUGGAAAAUAGUGAUGAUGUACCUUUAAGUGAUGAAGAGCCCGUCACAGCACAAAUAGUUCUUCGAACAUUGCAAGAAGUUUGGUUAAACGAGAAGUUUAGUCCAGAAUUAUUGCAGCACCAGUCAGAUUUGGUUGAUUGUAUGCUGGACCAGAUACAGCAGAUGGAAGAAAAUUUGUGCAAACUUAAGAAGAACGACUUCCGUGUUGUAAUUCAUCGGAUGGAAUUGGACCGGAUACGAUAUAUGGUUACAGAUUACUUGAGGAUAAGAUUAAAUAAAAUAGAACAGUAUGUAAUUCAUAUUCUUGAGCAAGAAACCAGUAGGAGUCCAGAAGAUGCAUUUCUGUCUCCACCAGAACAUAAAUUUGCAAGGGAAUAUCUUGCCCAUAUGGAAGACCAUUUCAGACUAAUUGCCUUGAGACAUAUGCCAUCCAAUGUACAGGAUUUUGACAAAACUAAAAUGGCAGUGGCCCCAAACAUUUCAAGUCAUAUUUUCCUUCGUGUUAAAAAGAACAUUACUGGUGUAGUGAUAGAAGGUGACAGUGAAAAUCGAGAUGAAGAAGUUGAUUUGGAUGAGAACUCACAGCAUAUUAUGCAGUAUAAGCCAAUAGCUGAUUACCUCAAAUCAGGGGCUGUACAGUUAGUUUAACUGUCAUGUUAUAACUUUAACGGUCUCUCCUUAGGACAGUUUCUCAACAUAUGUACUUAGUAAUCAUAAUUUGAGGUUAGAAAGAUUGACAUGGAUAAUCCAGUUUCCCUAAUUGGGUUGGGAAUUGUUACUAUAAAGUGUGUGAGCAGGUAACUGGGAUAUGACAAGUGAGAAGAUAUUUAGCAACAUAACACAUGCCCUGCAUUUACCCACAAAAGAGAUUACCUAUGUAUUUUCUGAGGUAAGCCCCUGGUAAAAUGCCACCAUGCAUCAACUUGUAUGACAAUACAAACAAGUAGAAAUAGCCCAGGACCUCUUGAGUGACAGGCUGCUAACCAUUCAAUUAUGAUAUUUGGUGUACAGUGUAAUAGUAUCUUUUGAUUUCACUGAGGUUUGCAGUUACCAAAGCAAUGUAUUCUGUGCAUUCACAUAUGCCCAGUGAUAUUAAAAUGGGACUAAACUGUAAACCAAAUGUUUUCAAGGAAUUUCAAACUUGUCCUCUGGGAAACCUAAAAUGUGGAGCACAAAAGUUGUCUUCAUUAUUUUUUGAGAGAUUACUACAUUUCAUGUUGUAAGAAAAGUUGCACUUGAAUAAUUUUGAAAAUGUAUAUUCCUUUUAAAGUGCAAACAAUGAUAAGCAUAUAUUCUCCAAAAAAUAAAAUAAAUUAGUUACUGACUGACUGAAUUGUGUACACAUUACUUGUUGUAGUAACUCUAUUAUACUUUCAGCAUGUAUAUGAUAUGAAUAUGGAAAGUGGCCAGUUAAAAAGAAUAAACUGUACACAGCAAAAUACAGGGUCUUUUUUAUCACAGAACUGUAUCUGAACAAUUCUAGGUUGCAGUAUGAUAUAGAUGCUUUAAUAUUCAGUUCUACCCAAGGCAGCUCUGGUAUGCAGAAUUUAAAUUAAGUAUUAUGUUCAAAGAAUUUUCAUAUAAAGCAGUUAUUGCAAGAAAAAUUGUGCCAAGAAUAAUCUUGUUUUGCAGUGCCAUGCGAAAUAGUGGAAAGUUUCAUGUUGACAGGUACAGUGCUGUUUCUCAGUGAAACCUCUACUCUGAAGAUGAUAAAUUUCUUCAAAAUGUUGGUAACCACCUAUAAGACUACAUAGAUACACAACCCAAAAAACAUGACAUGAAAAUCACAAUUUUUUUCCAAAAAUGAACUAAAUGCUGUAUGAAGGAAGCUUAUAAAGGUUGUCCCUGGGCUCUUAAGUGUAGUGCAUCAAAAGUUCAGCUCACAUUGUGGAAAAAAAUACAUUUAUGUGAACUUGCCAGAAGUGCCGUCAGCUGCCAUUACCACACAGUUCAGCACUCUUCUUUGACUCAUAGGCUGAAAACAUCAUUGCUCAAAGGAUAUAAAGUACCAAUACUUUAAUACUGAUCAUAUAUUUAAAUUAAGUAUUUUUUGCCAUUUUAUCACAAUUGAA